Anisakis simplex (herring worm) is the source of this 450-nucleotide messenger RNA. Lineage: Eukaryota; Metazoa; Nematoda; Chromadorea; Rhabditida; Anisakidae. The record is from the annotation of a GenBank genome assembly.
AUGAUGAAAGGUGGUGCACAAGAACGUCUGAAGAUUGCAGCUGCUGAAGCACCAGUAACUGCUGAGAACGAACGUCGCACGCGUGACGGUAAAUUCACUUUGAGACAGUUAAGGCAGACUGAUGGACUAAUUCCCCUUCAGUCGGGAACAAAUCAAUUCGAUUCACAGAAGGGUAAGACUGGCUUCGGUAUGCCACGCAAUACCGCGACACCAGUCGAAUUCGCGGACAGAGGAAAAAAGUGGACUAUAGCGCAGCUGAGGGCAACAGAUUCAAUCGUAAGAUUACAGUCCGGCACCAACCGUUAUGAAUCUCAGAAAGGUAUGACUGGUUUUGGAACGCCAAGGGAUGUGAAAGGAAAACAUUUGAAACGAAUCUGGGAACUCGAGUUUCCUGACGAAGCGAUCCCCGAUGAUCAACGAUUGCAACAAACUGAAGAACAUAUUGAAUAA